Saccostrea echinata is the source of this 2052-nucleotide messenger RNA. Its product is annotated as heat shock 70 kDa protein 12B-like. The transcript has 5 exons. Bases 162 to 1991 code for a protein of 609 amino acids. NCBI's taxonomy places the organism in Eukaryota, Metazoa, Mollusca, Bivalvia, Ostreida, Ostreidae. The record is from RefSeq and is a predicted model, not a curated record. Gene Ontology annotation, molecular function: ATP binding; ATP-dependent protein folding chaperone.
GUUUUAUACAUGAUAUAAAUGAACGUAACUAUAGGUAGUCACACGAAAUGAAUUCUUAAAUGGAAUUAAUUUUGGAAAGCCAUGAUACUGGUUAAUAAGAAUCAAAGGACCUGGAGUUGUACCACCAUAGAAUUUUCUCAUAACUACUGAUCACGAAUAGAAUGGCAUUGAAUGAUGAUACAACAUCGGACAGCUUGAUGGUUGCAGCCAUCGAUUUUGGCACGACUUAUUCAGGCUAUGCCUUUUCAAUGAAGGACGAUUAUGAGACAGAUAAACUGAAAAUUUCCUCCAACCAAUGGAAGUCUCCUACCAUGAUCUCCUUGAAGACACCCACAACAGUUUUACUGGGUCCAGACAAGAAAUUAGUGGCCUUUGGUUAUGAUGCAGAAUCACAGUACACAGCACUCGCGGAACAAGACAAGCAUAAAGGACACUACUACUUCAGACGGUUUAAAAUGGUUCUUUAUAACGAAAUCAGGACAGCCAAACUUACGCGAAAGACCACGAUACCCGAUAUUCAUGGCAAGCGUCUUCCAGCAAUAGACAUCUUUGCACACGCAAUAGGUUUCUUGCAACAGCAUCUGUUGGACCAGCUGAACAGUCGGGGAACUGGAAUUAUACAUCAACAGGAAAUCCACUGGGUAAUUACAGUCCCUGCCAUCUGGGACGAUCCUGCAAAACAAUUCAUGAGAGAAGCAGCCAAAAAAGCAAAUAUACAUGGGGAAAACCUGACAAUAGCUCUUGAGCCAGAGGCAGCAUCCAUUUACUGUAAGCAUUUAUCACUGGAGAAAGGGGAAGAAGAUGAGGGAUUUAGUGUUUUUCAGGAAGGAAGCCGGUAUUUAGUGCUCGAUGCAGGAGGUGGAACAGUUGACAUUACCUUACAUGAAAUUCAAAAAGAUGGUAGAAUUAGAGAACUUGAGCAGGCUACGGGAGGCCCCUGGGGAGGAACAUUUGUAGAUGAAGCUUUUUACAGCGUCCUCUCUGAUGUACUGGGCAGGGAGGAAUUUGAAAGAUACCGCAGAGAUCAUGCUUCUGACAUGAUGGAGAUAUAUCGCGAGUUUGAACUUAAAAAACGUUCACUAGAAAGGACUCCUGAAGAAGCAAAAACAGAGUCCACUAGUAUUCGAAAUAUAACCAUGAAAAUUCCUGUCACUUUGAAAGACUUUUGUAAAGAGAUUCAUAAGAAAACCAUUCAAGAUGUGACAAAAGAAAAGUCAAAUUGUGAUGGUUUAAUAUGGCAGCUAGACAAAUUAAGAAUUUCACACGAACGUUUUUCAGAUAUGUUUUCAGUUGCUUGUGAUGGUAUUGUAAAUCAUAUAAAAAAGCUUUUAACCUCCUCAAAGGCUAAAGGCACGAACAAAAUUCUUAUGGUAGGGGGGUUUUCAGAGUCUCUGUUUUUGCAAGAAAAAAUCCGAAAGUCAUUUCCAGACAUGCAUGUCGUAGUUCCACACGAAGCAGGACUUGCAGUACUGAAAGGGGCUGUUCUGUAUGGACAUGACCCAAAAGCAAUAUCCGUACGAGUUGCUAGAUGCACAUACGGCGUAGGUACCUGUGCGCUCUUUAAUCCCUCGUACCAUCCUCAAUCAAGACGAACAAAGAUAAAGAAUGAAUGGUACUGCCGAGGUGUGUUCAGUAGGCAUGUUAAAAAAGGUGACGUCCUAGAGGUGGACGAAGCUCAAGAAGACCACCCUUAUGUCCCCCUUCAUGAUUAUCAAACGGGUAUAAGUUUUAAAAUUUAUACUUCAACUGAAGACAACCCAAUGUUUACAGACGAUGAAAGUUGCAGAUAUUUAGGAUGCCUUGAAAUUGACAUUUCUAAACUAAAACGGAGUUCCAAAAAGUCAGUUCGUGUGAAGUUUAUAUUUGGUGGGACUGAGAUUAAAGUGGUGGGAAGGAUCGAAGAAACAAAUGAGGAAACGGAGGUGACCUUUAACUUUCUGGAGGAGAAUCCUGAUAUAACGGACAAAGAUGAAGUUUAUUUAGAUUAUUGAUAAAUUAUUUUGUUUUAAUGUUACACGUAAGUUGAAAUGGAGUAAACUAUAGCAAUAUAAA